CAAACAUUAGCCACUGAUGAGCGAAGAGGAAACAGUGUGGAGAGGAUCUCAAGCUUCUGUGUGAAGCUAUCCUAAGAGCAAGGAUGCCACCCAAGGGACAAAAAAGUAGAUCAAGAUCAAGCAGUGCAGGCAGUAAAAAGAAAGGGAAAGGGAAACGUAAAGGCAAAAGGAGUAAGUCACCUCAACGUGUGGAAACGCCUGGUCACCCUGAUGAUAUCUUCCCCCUGGUCCUGACAUCAGCCACUCAGGAGCUCUUUGGUUGCCGCACCGAUGAGGACGUCACAGGGGACAGCCCUUACAAGCUGCUAAAAAAAGACGACAUCAUACAGGACAUUAAGACAAGAGCCGCAGUGUCCGAUUUCAGCCCUGUGAAGCAGAUUGUGCUGGACUACCCAGAGGAUGAGCUGUUGCUGGUUUUUGACAGGGACUUCACCUAUGACCAGAGCUUCUACCUGGUUCUGACACCAGAAGCUAAAGACAGAAUCCUCAACCCCCCAGAGCGAGAGAAGACACCAGAAGUGUUUGAGAAUGAAGUCUAUAGAACCCCAGAACCAAAGGAAUGGAUACCUCUUGGCAGUGAGAAGGAAAUAGAUGAAGAAUCUUUCAAAGAAACCAGAGAAAAGCUGUGGUACAAGUUCUCCAGAGUGCGGAGGAAGUUUGGGGCACCAGUCUGUUUUUCUGACCGCAACACUGCAGAUGCUAAGGAUGGCUACCUAGAGUGUGCUUCCUACCAAGACAGCAGAUUCAGCAUCAAACAGAUGCAGAGGGACUGCGGGAUACAGGCUGUUCCCAUACUGCAGAGCAGCAGCGCUCAGACACAGUGGAAGUUUCAGAGGAAUAUUUGUACCCAGUACACGCCAAGAGAGUUAAGUGAUGAAGAAAAAGAGGACAUCCUCCAGUCUGAGAGUCUCAAGAAUUUUUGCAACUCAGUGACCCCCAGGGUUUUGCAAGCCCUCCAGCAGGAAGGAAUCAUGAAUGUGUUCUUUGAUGACUGGAAGGCUCUGGGGACAGGAGCUGAGGACGGUGACUGGUCUGGGAAGAUUUUUGAAGGUUUGAUGCUCUAUCAGGCCUUCACAGACCAGAAGUACACAAAGGACAAGAAAAUCACUAGCAUUAAUUGGCACCCUACCAUCUACGGUGUGAUAGCUGUGGCUUUGAAAGAAAAAAAGGAGGAGCAGUCGAAGGAUUCCACAACGUUUGUUGUCGGAGCUUCUCUCAUUCUCUUCUAUAGCUUCUCCGACCCUUCUAAUCCCCAGUUGCUGCUGGAGUGCCCAGAUGACAUUUUUGUGUUUGAGUUUUGCCCCUCUGAUCCAAAUAUUAUCGUUGGCGGCUGCAUGAAUGGCCAGGUUGUGUUGUGGGACAUUUCUGGUCAAGUCACUCACUUACAGGGAGCACAGCUGGGUAAAAAGGUUCCUGCCAACACCGAGACAUUCGACCUCGAUGACAACAAAGAGAAUAAGACUCCUGUCGUGCGCUUCUGUGCAGUGUCUGCCUUAGAGAGCAGCCACAAAGCACCAAUUACUGAUGUCCAGUGGCUGCCACCAACAUUUGAGGUGACCAGGACGGGCAUACCAGUGGAGAACAAGUACAAGAUUUCUGCUCAGGUUGUCACCUGCUCCCCUGACUGCGCUAUAUUGUUCUGGGAUGUGCGAGUGUCAACAGCGUUGAGCCAGUCAGCGUCAGACAGGAAGCAGAGUGAGAAUCAGAAGACGCCCUACAGUAUCCCAGAAACUUUCAAACACCUGGACCGGACAUGGAAACCUCUGUUCAAGGUUUCCCUGCCAAAGAUCGAUACAGGUGGAGAAUACGCUCCUCUGAAGUUCAGCCUGCAACCUUACACCUGUAAAGAUAAUAAUACAGGCAGGACCACAGAAGAAGCUAUUGAAAAUGAUGAUAGCACAGAGGGCAUCCCCGACUUCAGCCAUCUCAGAGUGCCCUCAGCUAAAGCACUCACACCUCUGGAAGAUGUCAAUAGCAAACUCUGCAUUGGAACAGAGGAUGGGGAGAUUGUUUACACUGACUGGAAAAUGGAGAAGGACGUGUCUGGACGGUUGCAAAGUGCCAAAGUCCUCCACUGUUAUAGCAUCCAUCACAGGCUGGUAAAUACGGUACAGAGGUCGCCCUUCUUCAAAGACAUCAUUUUGACAACGGGAAGCUGGAACUUCGCCAUCUGGAAGGAGGGAGUAAUGGAUGGCCCCAUCAUCCUGUCACCGGAGUCUGAGCAUGUGUGCACUGUGGGAUGCUGGUCCCUGUCCCGACCAGCUGUUUUCUUCAUUGGGAAAGAGGAUGGCAGCAUCGAGGUGUGGAACCUGCUGGAGAAGAUCAGUGAACCUGCGCAGGUCCACGCACACGUCACCAAUGCCAAGAUUACCUGCAUCAAACCCUGGACCGGCUCCUCCAAGCAGCACUUCCUGGCUGUGAGUGACGACCUUGGAACGGUCCGUGUUUUCGAAAUCCCCAAGACUCUCUACGUUCCCUCCAAGAAUGAGAGUUUGAGUAUGAGGAAAUGCUUUGAGGUGGAGGAAGAAAGGUUGAAGGAUUUUUUGAAGAGGGAGGAACUGUGGCCGAUACAGCAGAAGGAAGCUGCAGAACUUGAAAAGAGAAUGGAACCUGAAAUGCCGACAAAAUACCUGAUGGAGAUUGAAGAGGAGACCAUGAAGGAGCACAAGGAGCUGCAGGAGAGCAUCCUGAAGGACAUGGGCCUGUGGCGAUCUACUGCCGACACACAAGACACCUGAUAUCACACACGUCUGCACAAACUCACAGGUUAAAAAAAAACAGGUUUUUAUCAUUUUGUUUAUUUCUUUCUUUAUAAAUUUGAUUGCCUUAACUAUUUUGACAUCAUUCAUUUGAAAUCUCCUUGUUUGUAUCUUUGUUGCUGUUUUCACAAUAUUUGUCAUAACUACUAAUGUAUGGAUGUGUUAUUUUUAUUGAAAUGUGAUGUAUUUGUAAUAUAUGAGAACAGUGAACAUUUUUGUAAUUUGGUUCUGCCGUCAACAUUCAGAGUGUUUCUGGGUUGGUGCUGUAGGGUCAAACAUGGAUUUUUUUUUUCAUCCACCCAUCUGAUAUCUAGUUACUGGGUAAUGCCAUCCAUUUGCCCCCUCUUCACCACCGCUCCCUGAGGAAACAGUCUGAAAUACCUCAAGGAUCUGACCUUGGCAGGAAGUCAUUUUAUGGCUCUUUAAUUUCAUGAUACUUAUCUGUUGAAAGCUGCUCAAGUACAUCAACAAUUUUGUAUGACUCAUCGUGUGUGCUGAUGAUAAAGAAAUGUUUCAUAAAGAAGGAAUUAAAAGUCACAGACCACAAA
Sebastes umbrosus (honeycomb rockfish) is the source of this 3307-nucleotide messenger RNA. RefSeq names its product dynein axonemal intermediate chain 3 (gene dnai3). The coding region runs from base 84 to 2738 and encodes 884 amino acids. Gene Ontology annotation, molecular function: dynein heavy chain binding; dynein light chain binding. Gene Ontology annotation, cellular component: inner dynein arm. NCBI's taxonomy places the organism in Eukaryota, Metazoa, Chordata, Actinopteri, Perciformes, Sebastidae. The record is from RefSeq and is a predicted model, not a curated record. Gene Ontology annotation, biological process: inner dynein arm assembly; cilium movement involved in cell motility. The transcript is spliced from 23 exons.